Molecule: messenger RNA, 8306 nt
Organism: Phyllostomus discolor (pale spear-nosed bat)
Lineage: Eukaryota; Metazoa; Chordata; Mammalia; Chiroptera; Phyllostomidae
Gene: EML5
Product: EMAP like 5
Molecular function (GO): microtubule binding
Source: RefSeq, a predicted model, not a curated record
CCGCAGGUGGCUCGGGCCGGGAGCCGGGUGCGCGGGCGGCCGCUGGGGAGUGGAGGCGGGAGGCGGGCCCUCGCUCACCCCGCUCGCCGCCUCGGCGCUGCGGGCUGGGACGGAGCGAGCCUGGGGCGCGCGAAGGGCGCGCGGCACCCACUUGACGGCUGGCGGCGCCCGCGGCUCUCAGCAUGUUUCGCGAGGCGAAGGUUUUCCUCCCGCCCGUGGGCUGAGGCGGCGGCGGCCCGAAGAGGCGACAUGCACCUGCCAGGCGCGGUUUAGAGGACGCGGCCAGGCGGCAAGUCCCGGCCGCCAGCCGGAGGGCUUUCUUCGCCCGCCCGCCGCCGCUUGCCGCCGCCGCCGCGAGCCCGAGCGGCGGGGUGGGCGCCCCGUCAUGGCGGCCCGGAGCGCCCCGAGCUGCCACCUGCGGCUCGAGUGGGUGUACGGCUACCGGGGCCACCAGUGCCGCAACAACCUCUACUACACAGCGGCCAAGGAGAUCGUGUACUUCGUGGCGGGCGUCGGCGUGGUGUACAGCCCGCGGGAACACCGGCAAAAGUUCUACCGGGGCCACAGCGACGACAUCAUCAGCCUCGCACUGCAUCCUGAACGAGUGCUGGUAGCAACAGGGCAAGUUGGGAAAGAGCCCUAUAUCUGUGUCUGGGAUUCGUACACUGUGCAGACCAUAUCAGUUCUGAAGGACGUUCACACGCAUGGGGUAGCUUGCCUGGCGUUCGACUUAGAUGGACAGCGCUUGGUUUCCGUUGGACUUGAUUCAAAAAAUGCAGUUUGUAUUUGGGAUUGGAAAAGGGGAAAAAUGUUGUCCAUGGCUCCUGGUCACACGGAUAGAAUAUUUGAUAUUUCUUGGGAUUUGUACCAGCCAAAUAGGCUUGUCAGCUGUGGUGUAAAACAUAUUAAGUUCUGGAGUUUAUGUGGAAAUGCUCUGACCCCAAAACGAGGGGUCUUUGGUAAGACUGGUGACCUUCAGACAAUAUUGUGCCUGGCCUGUGCAAGGGAUGAAUUGACAUAUUCUGGUGCACUCAGUGGGGAUAUAUAUGUUUGGAAAGGAAUCAGUCUUAUACGAACAAUCCAGGGAGCCCAUACUGCAGGGAUUUUUAGCAUGAAUGCUUCUGAAGAAGGCUUUGCUACUGGUGGCAGAGAUGGCUGUAUUCGUCUUUGGGAUUUAACUUUUAAACCAAUUACUGUGAUUGAUCUCAGGGAAACAGACCAGGGAUACAAAGGUUUGUCUGUGAGGAGUGUGUGCUGGCGCGGUGACCACAUUCUAGUGGGAACACAGGACAGUGAAAUUUUUGAAAUUGUGGUGCAUGAAAGAAACAAACCUUUCCUGAUCAUGCAAGGGCACUGUGAAGGCGAACUUUGGGCACUUGCCGUCCACCCUACUAAACCCCUGGCAGUGACUGGAAGUGAUGAUCGUUCAGUCAGGUUAUGGAGCCUAGUAGAUCAUGCAUUAAUAGCAAGGUGUAAUAUGGAAGAACCGAUUCGCUGUGCAGCGGUGAAUGUGGAUGGAAUCCAUCUUGCCCUUGGAAUGAAGGAUGGCUCGUUCACGGUACUUAGAGUAAGAGAUAUGACAGAAGUCGUACAUAUUAAAGAUAGGAAGGAAGCAAUUCAUGAGUUAAAAUACUCACCAGAUGGAACUUACCUUGCUGUUGGGUGCAAUGACGGCUCAGUGGAUAUUUAUGGAGUUGCUCAGCGUUAUAAAAAAAUCGGGGAAUGCGUGGGGUCACUUAGUUUCAUCACUCACCUGGACUGGUCCUCAGACAGCAGGUAUCUACAGACAAAUGAUGGAGAUGGCAGAAGACUUUUUUAUAGGAUGCCAGGAGGAAGAGAAGUGACAAAUAAAGAAGAAAUAAAAGGUGUUCACUGGGCUUCAUGGACAUGUGUUUCAGGCCUUGAAGUAAAUGGAAUUUUGCCCAAGUAUUCAGAUACCAAUGAUAUAAAUUCAGUAGAUGGAAACUAUAUGGGCCAAGUUUUAGUUACAGCUGAUGACUAUGGAAUUGUAAAAUUAUUUCGAUAUCCUUGUUUAAGAAAAGGGGCCAAAUUUAAAAAAUAUAUUGGCCACUCGGCUCACGUAACUAAUGUCAGAUGGUCACAUGAUUACCAGUGGGUUAUUUCUAUCGGUGGAGCAGACCACUCGGUCUUCCAGUGGAAAUUCAUUCCUGAAAGAAAACUGAAAGAUGCCCUUCACAUAGCACCCCAAGAAAGCCUGGUUGACUCGAACAGUGAUGAAUCAGAUUCAGACCUGUCCGAUGUCCCAGAACUGGAUUCUGAAAUUGAGCAAGAGACGCAGCUCACUUACCGCCGGCAGGUUUACAAAGAAGAUCUACCUCAGCUUAAAGAACAGUACAAAGAGAAGCGAAAGAGUGACACUUCUAAAAGAAGAGAGCGGGCUCCCGAAAACAGUAUUCGGUUACACUUUGUGCACGGUUACAGAGGUUAUGACUGUCGAAGUAAUCUGUUUUAUACUCAAAUCGGUGAAAUUGUGUACCACGUGGCAGCAGUGGGUGUCAUUUAUAAUCGACAGCAGAACACACAGCGCUUUUACCUGGGUCAUGAUGACGACAUCCUCUGCCUGGCUAUUCAUCCUGUGAAAGACUUUGUGGCGACCGGCCAGGUAGGUAGGGACCCUUCGAUUCACAUAUGGGAUACAGAGACCAUUAAACCUUUGUCUGUAUUAAAGGGCUGCCACCAGUAUGGUGUCUGUGCUGUUGAUUUCUCAGCGGACGGGAAACGCUUGGCUUCCGUUGGGAUAGACGACAGCCACACUAUCGUGCUGUGGGACUGGAAGAGAGGAGAGAAGCUGUCGACAACAAGAGGAAGUAAAGAUAAGAUUUUUGUUGUAAAGAUGAACCCCUGCGUGCCUGAUAAAUUAAUUACAGCUGGAAUUAAACACAUGAAAUUUUGGCGUAGAGCAGGGGGAGGACUGAUUGGAAGGAAGGGCCACACGGGCACGCUGGGGAAAAACGACACGAUGAUGUGCGCCGUGUACGGCUGGACCGAAGAGAUGGCCUUUUCUGGAACGUCCACAGGAGACGUGUGCAUCUGGAGAGACAUCUUCCUCGUGAAAACAGUUAAAGCCCACGAUGGGCCCGUGUUCAGUAUGCACGCAUUGGAAAAAGGAUUUGUUACCGGAGGAAAAGAUGGUAUAGUAGCUCUCUGGGAUGACUCCUUUGAAAGAUGUCUCAAGACCUAUGCUAUAAAAAGAGCUGCUUUGGCCCCGGGAUCUAAAGGUCUUCUCUUAGAAGAUAACCCAUCUAUACGUGCCAUAUCAUUAGGACAUGGUCAUAUUUUAGUUGGCACAAAGAAUGGUGAAAUACUAGAAGUGGAUAAAAGUGGUCCAGUAACGCUUCUGGUCCAGGGACACAUGGAAGGAGAGGUGUGGGGUUUGGCUACCCAUCCUUACCUGCCCAUCUGUGCUACUGUGAGUGAUGACAAAACCUUAAGAAUAUGGGAUCUGUCUCCUAGUCAUUGUAUGUUGGCCGUCCGGAAACUGAAAAAGGGUGGACGGUGCUGCUGUUUCUCUCCCGACGGGAAGGCUUUAGCUGUGGGUCUCAGUGACGGCAGCUUCCUAAUGGCGAAUGCGGAUACUCUGGAGGACCUCGUGUCUUUUCACCACAGGAGAGACAUCAUCUCAGACAUUCGGUUCUCCCCAGGUUCUGGAAAGUACCUCGCGGUCGCGUCCCAGGACGGCUUCGCGGACAUCUACCACGUGGCGAGCAGCAAGCGCGUGGGCGUGUGCCGGGGGGCCGCGAGCCACAUCACCCACAUCGACUGGGACGCCAGAGGAAAGCUUUUACAAGUCAACACUGGUGCUAAAGAGCAGUUGUUCUUCGAAGCUCCCAGAGGGAAAAGGCAAACUGUCCCCGGUGCGGAGGUAGAGAAGAUCGGCUGGGCGUCGUGGACAGGUGUGCUGGGCUUAUGCUGUGAGGGGAUCUGGCCAGUCAUUGGAGAAGUCACGGAUGUAACCGCCUGCUGCCUCACCAACGACAAAAUGGUCCUGGCUACUGGGGAUGAUUUGGGAUUUGUGAAGUUAUUUAGAUAUCCUGCUAAAGGGAAAUGUGGAAAGUUUAAGAGGUACGUGGCCCAUAGCGCCCACGUCACCAACGUUCGCUGGACGUACGACGACAGCAUGCUGGUUACCCUGGGAGGUGCGGACAUGUCUUUAAUGGUUUGGACCAACGAAGUGGAGGGCUGUCGGGGAAGAGGGCCCUGUGACAGUGAAGAGUCCGACGCAGAUUCUGAAGAAGAUGGGGGCUAUGACAGUGACGUCACAAGGGAGAAUGAAAUCAGUUACGCCAUCAGAGCCUUCUCAACGAACCUUCGUCCAAUGUUUGGACUCAAGCCUCAUUUGCAACAAAAAGAACCUUCAGUGGAUGAGAGGCAGGGGGUAGUAAGAGGUUCCAGGCCCCCCGUCAGCAGGGCGCCGCCGCAGCCGGAGAAACUCCAGACCAACAAUGUUGGCAAGAAAAAGAGGCCCAUCGAGGACCUCGUGUUGGAGCUUGUUUUUGGCUAUCGAGGCAGAGACUGUAGGAAUAAUGUUCACUAUUUAAAUGAUGGUGAUGAUAUAAUUUAUCACACUGCAUCCAUUGGAAUCCUGCACAAUGUUGCUACAGGAGCUCAGAGUUUUUAUCAGGAACAUAAUGAUGAUAUUCUGUGCCUCACUGUAAAUCAGCACCCCAAAUUUAUCAACAUAGUGGCAACUGGCCAAGUAGGCGAUUCAGCGGACAUGUCAGCUACAGCUCCUUCCAUCCACAUCUGGGAUGCAGUCAACAAGCAGACCUUAUCUAUACUGAGAUGCUACCAUUCGAAGGGCGUGUGCUCAGUCAGCUUCAGCGCUACCGGCAAGCUCCUGCUGUCUGUGGGGCUAGACCCAGAACACACCGUUACCAUCUGGAGAUGGCAGGAAGGUGCCAAAAUCGCCAGCAAGGCCGGUCACAACCAGCGUAUCUUUGUGGCCGAGUUCCGACCAGACUCAGAUUCCCAGUUUGUCUCUGUGGGGGUGAAACACGUGAAGUUCUGGACGCUGGCCGGGAGGGCUCUGCUCAGCAAGAAGGGGCUCCUGAGCACCCUGGAAGACGCCCGGAUGCAGACUAUGCUCGCCGUCGCCUUCGGUGCAAGUAACUUGACGUUUACAGGUACCAUCAGCGGAGAUGUGUGUGUGUGGAAAGAGCACGUGCUGUGUCGCGUCGUGGCCAGGGCGCACACCGGGCCUGUGUUCACCAUGUACACCACCCUGCGAGACGGGCUCAUCGUGACGGGGGGCAAGGAAAGGCCGUCUAAAGAAGGAGGAGCGGUGAAGCUGUGGGACCAGGAGCUGCGGCGAUGCCGUGCCUUCCGGCUGGAGACGGGGCAGGUCACAGACUGCGUCCGUUCCGUGUGCAGAGGCAAAGGCAAGAUACUAGUUGGGACCAAGAAUGCUGAAAUAAUUGAAGUUGGAGAGAAAAACGCAGCGUGUAGCGUUCUAGUUCACGGUCACGUGGACGGACCCAUAUGGGGCCUGGCGACGCACCCUUCCAGGGACUUUUUCCUCUCCGCUGCCGAAGACGGGACGGUGAUACUCUGGGAUAUUGCCGACAAAAAGAUGCUGAACAAAGUGACUCUGGGGCUAGCUGCUCGCACUGUGUGCUACAGCCCUGAAGGGGACAUGGUGGCCAUCGGAAUGAAGAACGGGGAAUUCAUCGUUCUGCUGGUGAGCUCGCUGAAAAUAUGGGGGAAGAAGAGAGACAGGCGAUGUCCCAUUCAUGACAUCAGGUUUAGUCCAGAUUCCCGGUUUCUGGCAGUGGGUUCUAGUGAGAACUCGGUGGAUUUUUAUGACCUGUCAUUGGGCCCCACCCUUAACCGAGUCAGCUGCUGCAGGGACAUUCCGAGCUUCGUCAUCCAAAUGGACUUCUCUGCAGACAGUAGGUACCUGCAGGUCUCCACUGGCUGCUAUAAACGGCAUGUCUACGAAGUGCCUUCGGGAAGACAUCUGCUGGACCCGGCUGCCAUCGACAGAAUCACCUGGGCCACGUGGACCAGCAUUCUGGGGAACGAAGUCCUGGGGAUCUGGUCAAGGCACGCCGAGAAAGCUGACGUCAACUGCGCCUGCGUGUCUCACUCAGGAAUCAGCCUCGUGACGGGAGACGACUUUGGCAUGGUUAAGUUAUUUGACUUCCCGUGUCCUGAAAAAUUCGCAAAGCACAAAAGGUUCUUGGGUCACUCACCCCAUGUGACAAAUAUUCGAUUUACCAGUGGUGACCGACACGUUGUCAGUGCUGGAGGUGAUGACUGCAGUUUAUUUGUCUGGAGAUGUGUGCACGCGCCUCACUGAAGGGCGCGGGUGCUGAGAAGAGGAUGGACUGACAGCCUCGGGAAACCAGGAGGGCAGACGAGGGAAGAGCCAAGUGGUGCUAAUUAAAGAUGGUAACAGGGAUACACGCCAGAAUCAUCUAAAUAGAAGACUCGUGCAUUCGGGAUAUUUAUCAUAUGCACUGGCUGACUGUUAUCCAUACACUGCGAGAGGAUUGCAUUUCAAGGAAUGACUGAAUGAAUCCUCAAUAGUGAGAGCCAACCCCCAUUUGCAAAGAGAGUGCAAAUUUGGCAGGCCUGCUAGGGAGGGUCAGAGUAUAGCAUUCCUAAAAAACACACACACACACAAAACCAAAACCUUAAAACCCAACUUGGAUAAUUUUCAUCAUCCUUUUAGCAAAAGUUUUAAAAUUUAUAUUUUAUUUUCAAGUGUCACGGUUUAACGGAGUAUCCAUCACCCUAAAGAACGUAGUGAACAGGUGUCUCCCUGCAGAAGCACACACGCUCCACGGGAGGGCACGCUGCACCCCAGGCGUGAGCGCGAGCCCUUGGAGAAGGGGCAGUGUUCUCCUGGCACUGAUAACACGGCGUGUGAUCGCUGCUUUUCCUUUCUGAGCGGUCAGACCUUAUGUUCCGAAGUCAUGUGUGUAUUUGAAAAGGUAAAAUGAUUAUAGCCUCAUUAAUGAAAAAGUAGUAAGAUGAACAAUCAUUCCCAUUGUGUACAGUUUUUUAAGGUUUUAGAUAGCAAUAGUAUUUAACUGGGAGAGAAUACUGAGUAUUUAAAGAUGAAGUCUCAUAGAAAUAUUUGUUUAACAUGUAAACUAAAGAGUUAAAUCCACAAUCUGGUUAGCUCCUGAAAUACAAUUUUGUAGUUUGUUAGAAGUGUGCCCGCCCCGCAGGCCAACUUCCGCAAGGAACAAAGACAAGUUCACUGGGAACCAGUCUGGUUCCUUUCUGGUAGACGGAGGCCGAGCUCUUAGACCUUUACCCCUACUCACUCCAAGUGCUGCCAAAGACCAGUGUUUGCCAUUCAGGAGUCUGCUGUUGAGGCUGUCUGUAGUUUCCUGAAGACUGGAAAUUAUGUAGACUGACAUUUAAAAAUAUAUUUUUCUAAGUGUGAAGAAGUUUAAGAUGGUCUAUUGGUCCUAUGAAUAUUUAUUUUAAUGUGUUUGUAGCAUAAUGGACCCCUUCAGGCUUCUGGAAAUCUCCGUUUUCUACAUCUAACACCUUGUAAAUACUAAAACAAAUGGCUAAAUUAUGUUGCAGGGAGCCUGACCAGUGAUUGAACCUGGCCAGCUGUGUCCGAAGGACUGACUAAAUGUGUUUAAGAAGCUUGAAACAUAAGAUCAUAUUCUUUCAUUAUUCACAUCACUAUAUUCUCCUAAAUAAAGCCAAAUUUUAGAAUACACUAAUAUCACAUUUCUUUUCAUGUGUGUUCUAAAGGGGUAGUCAAUAAAUUAAAGGGAAAAAUUCCCCUGAAAUACCCUCCCCCUCCAUUUUUGAGACUGCUGGCAGUCAACUCUGUUAGCUUUUGGGAAGAGAACAGCUAGCUCCGUUAGCUGAAGAGAAAUGCCAUUCCCAUUAGUGUGGGCAGAAUCUCCCCUAACAUUAAGCAAGUAAACGACAUGGGAUAAAAUUGUUUCCAUUGCUCUUGCUCCUGCAAGUAGCCAACUUCAUAAACUAGCCUUAAUCACUGUUGUCGGUUUCACGAGUAAAGGUCACCUUGAACUUAAGGAGUCAUCCCACCACCACCUUGCUUUUUUGUCGUCAAACUAAGGGAAAGUGAGUAACACGCUGCUCUUUUUUCACCCGGAAGUCUGCGUGCAGCGUCUGACUAAGGCUGCGGACUUCGCAGCCGGACCCGGCAGCCCCGCCCGUCCCGCGGCUGUGGGAGCCUGAGCCCCAGCGCCCUCCGCUCCGAUGCCCUGGCUUUUCUGUGACUCCUGAUGGUGGUGGUUCAUGUUAGACCAAGUUCCCCAACAGAUGUUUUAGAGUCAACUUUAGCAACU